UGCUAGUAUCAACCAUGUUUCUUAAGACAACAGCUUCAAUUUUAAUCAUCCUCGCAGUUUCAGGAGCGUCAGGAGUAAGAGUGAUGAACUUCAAGCAUGAAUCAGUACUUGGAACUACGAUGUUAUGGACACAAUGGAGACAUGGAUUUCACAGGCGCAGGAAUGAUUCUCGAACAAGGCUGGGUGUGGGAGACUCUCACAAAUACGUCUUCAGAAAAGCCAGCGAAUCCCAACAUCUGAAAACCAAGGAGCCUUUCAGUUAUCUUCUGAAGGAUGAUGCUACGCAUGUCCACAAGCUCACUGACAGUCUCCAUCAGAAACUUGUUCCCAUCACAGAGGAGCUUCGUCUGAAGAUGACGCUUGACACAGAGAAGCUGCGGCAGUUGAUCAGGCACGAGAUGCAGGAACUGAGCAGGAAAAUUGAUCCUUUUGCUGAUGAACUCCACCAGAGGCGCAGUAGAAGCCUCACGGAAUUGCAUCAGAUGCUGACUCCUUUCAUUGAGCAGCUCCGCAUUGCCCCGUUAAUUCACAGCAGGAGAACACUUUUACGUAAAGUGAGAGCUGAUACAAAAACUCAAAGGCAAAUCAUGGUCUCACUGACUGAAGCAGUGCAGAGUCAGAUCGAGGACAACAUUGCCAAAGUAAACCAGGGCCUCCCACCCAGUUCAUCCCUGCUCCAGCUCGAUAAAGGAAUCCAGAAAAUUCUGGGUAAGCUCCUUCCUGAUGUUGACAAAGGAUUUGCAAGUGUCCUCCAUCAGGUUGGCACUGUUCCCCAGCACAUGGAGAACAUCAGUAUCCUUGAGUCAAAGAUUAAUAGCAAUGUGGUAAAACUGGCCCCUUACGCUUCAAACAAAACCGGGAUUCUGACUGGCAACAUGAAUGAUGCAAAUCUGACUUGGCAGAUGAAAGAUCUCAGCAGAAACCUCGACCAAGUAGCCAAGAUUUUCCUGCAGAACACAAACUCCUUCACAGUUAAUAAAAACCUCACAGUCAAACUGAAGAAUAUGAAAGACAGACUCACUCCAUAUGCUGACAGCUUAAAGCAAGCUCUUCAAAACCAGCUUUCAAAUAUGUCCGAAUAUAUCCGCGAUGAAGUGAAUAACUUUUGAGAAAGAGAAGGAAGUUAAACUGAAUUUUGGGAGUGGGGAGUCUUGAAGUAUGAAGAACUGUGUCAUUGAUUGUAAUGAUUCUCAACACAUUGAAUUGGUGUCAAAAGGAAUAAUUGUCAACAUCACUUGAUAAAGAUUUUAGAGUGCACUGUCGUUUACUCAUGGGCUUUUUAAAGAACUUUAGAAUUUAUAAUGUUUCAUUGUGUUUUCACUCCUUAGAAAUAAUCUUCAUUAAAUAUCAAGCUUCUUUAUUGCU
Molecule: messenger RNA, 1365 nt
Organism: Chiloscyllium plagiosum (whitespotted bambooshark)
Lineage: Eukaryota; Metazoa; Chordata; Chondrichthyes; Orectolobiformes; Hemiscylliidae
Source: RefSeq, a predicted model, not a curated record